UCAUUGUUCACCUUCCAGAACAUACAACAACAAAAAAAAAACUCGUUGAGCACUGUUUUCGGUUGUUUUCUGUUGUUUUCGUGUUUUUUUUUGUUUGUUGUUGGCAUAAUCAUGAAUACCAAAACUGAACAUAGAAAAGGAAGGAAAAGCAAAGAAGCGGGUGUACAAUUCAGGUCUGGGCCCGGUGCUAAGUGUAAAGCAAGCCGCCAUGAACUUCACGGUUGAAGAGUUUUAAGGAACGCUGUCACUAGUGCUGGUAUGGAGUUGUUCGCCGAGUGUCGCUCCUUGGAGGCAGCGGCGGGUGCGGUAGGAGCGAAGCCUUGGUGCCGAGGUUGCGAUUUGUGUGUAGUCGGAUUGUCUGAACCAGGCCUGGAGGAUUUUCUCGGUGAUUGUUUCACUGAUGGAGAGGCAACGGUUUGUGACAUUGCACUGUGUUGCUAUGAAUUUGAUUUGUUGGGUGGAAGAGGAGCAUAGAUAAAGGCAGAGUAGAGGGAAUGAUGCGCAGCUUGGAAUCGAGGUGGAGGUGUCAGAAUACGGCGAGGCUUUGUAAUUCUCUGGAUUCUAAGUAACGAGAUCGAAGGGAGAGAGUGUAGUCAGGAAAGGUUCAUGAGCUGGAUAAGGAUUAGGAGGAUUUGGAGCUGUGCUUGUGUCAAGCAGCGAGAGGUGACGGUUGAACGAGAUUCCAGGUUGUGAAGUGGAAGAAGGGAAUCGAAGGAGCUUCAAUGGGAGGCUUGAAGGAGGAGGCGAGGGACUUGAUGCCGACUCUCGAGGAUACGCUUGAGGAGGUAGAGCUACAGGCUGUUAAGACACAGACACUGAACUUAGAACAGGUGUUGAAGUUAGCGGCGUCGGAGUCGUCGCACCCUAGCGUGGCAGCAGUAUGGCGCGAUGCACCGGAUUUUUCGAGCCAGAAUGACACAUCGUUACCAAGCCGUGGGAUUGGCUCGUUGAUGAUUGAGGAUGCUGUGGAGCCUCAGGUAGUCGGGCAUGCACUGGUGAAGGCAGCUUGGGGAGGACACAUUAACUGCGUUCGUCGCCUGCGGGAGAUCCAGAGGGAGAAGCACAGCGGGAGCAUUCUCGUUAGUCGCUUCAAUGCGUUUGCACUUUUGAAAGCUGCUGAAAAUGGCCAUCAGGAGGUCAUUCGGGAGCUUCUGCGGCCGAUGAUAUCUGCGAGCACGGCUAUGAUGGGGUAUGUCAUUGCCACGAAAUGGAAGGAGAAGGAGGCGUCUUCGUACCCGUUCGUGAAGAAGGCCGCCAUCGUCCCGGGCAAAGACUGGAUUGGGAAGCUCUCAUCCACCAAGGAUAUGCUCCCGGCUGCUGCUCCAAUCUCUUGUUCUAAGGGAUGGGAACUGAAGGGCCUAGCCGGGGUUGCCGUGGAGCUGCACGAUUGUAUACGCGCGGCUUACAGCUUGUACUUGCUUUGGCGGGCGGCGGUCAUCUCUGCUACUCACUGUCAUGUUGAGGUGUUCAAGGUUCUGCUUCGGCAACGCGCUUUGGAGAACACUAUGUUAGCCGAUUCUUUCCACGGCGGCUCGGGACCGAAGAAAAGUUUCGAUCAUGGCGGGAAAAAGAUAAUCAGCCAGCGCGCCAAAAUGGACACCGUCAUGUAUCAAUUGGUGGAAGAGCUGAGCACCAAGAACUACCACGAUGGCAUCCUGUAUGCGUUGUGGGGACACAUCCAACGAGGAGGACGUGAUUCUCCGCGCCCCGAGACCGGCCGACCUCGAUGUGUGGCUCAGGCCAUGAAUGGCCUUUGGGAGAUGCAAUUGGAAGUUCCGCUUCUGAUGAUGCCCGUGGAGCAUGCAUUGCAGGAAGAGGAACCCUUUCGCCGCUACAAGCAGCUAACCCAGCUCUUCAGCCAACGCGCCAAAGUCAACAUUCAGCUCACUGCCAUUGUUGAAGCUCUGCCCAAUUGUCUUCAGGUCGUGGUGGGAAUCAAGCAUGUGAGGUUCAAGGUGGAGAAUUCUCGAUGGGACCCUGAUUGCAUGGGCCAUUUCCCGAGUUUGGUCAACUUGUCAGUGACACCGAUAACGAAAGAGGGAACUGGAGUUACCAUGACAAACUCGAGCUCAAAUAUCAUUGUGAAGAUUGGAAAGAUGGAGAACGUGCAAGUUGGCUCUAAUGCUGGCGAUGGUGCGACUAGAGGUAUCAGUGGCGGAAUGACUGCUUCGGCCUCCAUCGGCGUGACGUCUACAAUGAAGAACAGGCCAUGGAGGUUUGAGCAGCUUCCGUUGAAGGAUGAGCGAGGCGGCAGCUUCGUGUGCACACUACAAUCAAUAAAAGGAAUAAUUUUCAACCGAUCGAAUACCAUGCGGAUGGCUGAUAGAAAUUCCAAGUGGAGGUUCGGGAGGCGGAUGCCAAGCAACCCACUGGAUGAGCUUCCCUUCACAAGUGAGGGUGGUGUCAUUUUCACCAGUGCCGAGUUUGACGAUACUAUGAUGUGGCGUUUCCCCAAGCACAUGGAGGGGAAGAAACUGAGGUGGAGCAUUGAGGGUCAAAUCCAUUCCACCUACACCACCGCCCGCUACUUCGAGACCCGGAUGGCCACCUUCUGUGGUGAUAUUGAGGAGCCUCUCAAGCCUCUUGAAGUCAAAGACAAGAAUGGUAAAAAGAACAGCGGGGACGAGAAGGUGGAAAGUAUCGAGAAACCACCGAAGGAUGCGAAAUCCAACAUGGGCGAGGAGAAAACUGCCACGGCUGAUGCAAGCCCUACGUCUGAAAGCUCUACGAAGCCUAGUUUUGAGUGUGCUGAAGCUGAGUAUCUUGAAUUUUUGAAGUUCAAGAAGUUCAAGGAGAGAAUGCUGAGACAAAGCCUGGGAUCGGCUCAGGAACUGCAAGACUUAGGAAAAGAGAGCUUUGUGGGAAGGCACAGCGUAAGCUCAAUUAAGGAACUGAACUGCCAAGGCAUGAGAGAGAGAGAGAGAUUGUGGCCUUUGUCGUCCCAGAGAAGGAUGUUCUCGGUAAUCAAGCAGCAAUUGAUGUAACACAAAAAGAACAGGAUAUUGGACGCGACUGUGGUGAUGACCAUCAGAGACCUACCGUUUAUUCUCACAAUUACAAUGAUAUCGGGUCUGAUCCCAGUCCAGCUGGUAGUGGGAAUCAGUCAGGACUUGUAGGCUUUGCCGAAGAUGAUUCAGAUAACCGAGGAGAGCUUUGGGAGCAAAGGCUUGCGGAUUCGCGGGUGAGUGAUGACGAAGAUGUUAUAAUGGCUGAAAAUGGAGAAAUCAGCAGAAGCGAAUCUCGUAACAAUAGUACCAGAAGUAUCACAGGUUUAUCGGUCCGAACGCGGCAUGGUAAACUGACACAUCUCAGUAGAGGAUGAUCCUGUCGCGAUUGAGUGGCGUGUACAUGUGUAAAUUAUGAUGUCAAGGCAUUGAUCCACUGCAAUUUUAUUUCUUCACGAUUCUACCCAGAAUUGAGGGACCUACCCCCCUGCCUGCUGUAGCAUCGGUAUCAUUUGUUUCUGGUACGUCAACUCCUUCUUACCGUCGAUUUAUUUCUGAUACAGGUCAGUUCAAGCAUAUAUAAGUUUUGGUACCAAGGCGUGACAAAACUGCUACUUCUACCUACAAUAAACAGCGGAUACUUUUGCCUGCAAUUUUUUAUGAGGUGCUACUCUCCAGGGAGGAGCUUUCUAGUUCAUCGAAUUCUUUUCAGGCUGAUUUGGUUUCUAGACUAUUUACCGAUCUUUUCAAGAACCAUAGGAAGAAGUAACUAUGUUUCAGACGUGCCCUGAAAUGAUUUCUGGUCUUACCGGUUAUUACACGAGCUAUUUCGACAAACGUGUAGUGAAUUAAUAAGUAAAGCACUGAUUUUUUUACGUUA
Molecule: messenger RNA, 3825 nt
Organism: Physcomitrium patens
Lineage: Eukaryota; Viridiplantae; Streptophyta; Bryopsida; Funariales; Funariaceae
Source: RefSeq, a predicted model, not a curated record